Messenger RNA from Zea mays, 1303 nucleotides. RefSeq names its product putative GEM-like protein 8. Lineage: Eukaryota; Viridiplantae; Streptophyta; Magnoliopsida; Poales; Poaceae. The record is from RefSeq and is a predicted model, not a curated record. The coding region runs from base 232 to 1053 and encodes 273 amino acids. The transcript is spliced from 3 exons.
AUGGCCGGGUGCUCUCUCCGUUCGACCAUUCCUAGGCUAGGCGGAAUGGAAGGGAGACAGAGAGGGAGGAGGGUCUACGGCUUGCUUUAGGCGAACGUGGACUGCGGCUUUUCUGAGCCGCUGGUGACUCGCCCGGCACGGCUGCUGACUCCACAAAUCCACUGCCUUUGCCAAAAGCCCAAACCCCCCCAAAGGAUGUUCCACUUCCGGCGCCGGCGCCCUCUAUAAUAAAUGGCGCCCUCGGCAGCUGCACUCCGGUACCAAUCCGCGAUUAUUCCUUGCACGCUAAGGCACGGCUCUAGAAGUGUAGAACUAGCCAUGAUGAAGAAGUCGAGCAGCGGCCAUGUCAUCGGGGUCCCGGUCAUCUCCAAGGCGUACGGGAUAGAGGAGGAGGCGUCCAGGGAUCCGUCGUCCUUCAGCAAGGGCGGCGACGUCGACGCCGAUCACCUUGCUGUCUCGUUCACGCACCCCAGCCCUUACGCGUCUUUCGGCUACAAGCACAGCAGCAGCAACCACUGGGUGAGCAAGCUGAGCAGAAGGGCGCAAGGCUUCAGAGAGCAUGUGACCUUGGGCCCGAAGCUGUCGGAGACGGUGAAGGGGAAGCUGAGCCUGGGCGCGCGGAUCCUGCAGGCCGGCGGGGUGGAGCGCGUGUUCCGCCAGGCCUUCUCCGCCGCCGACGACGACAAGCAGGGGGAGCGGCUGCUCAAGGCGCUGCAGUGCUACAUCUACACCACCGGCGGGCCCAUCGCCGGCAUGCUCUUCGUCUCCACCAGGAAGGUGGCCUUCCGCAGCGACCGCCCCGUCACCGUCGUCACCUCCUCCUCCUCCCCGGCCGGGGUCGUGCGCGGCACGGCGCGGGUCACCUACAAGGUGGUCGUCCCGCUCCGGAGGAUCCGCAGGGUGCGGCCCAGCGAGAACGUCCACCGGCCGGAGGAGAAGUACGUCCACGUCGCCACCGUGGACGGCUUCGAGUUCUGGUUCAUGGGCUUCGUCAGCUUCCAGAGGUCGUGCAGGUGCAUGCAGCAGGCCGUCUCGGAGGUGCAGACGCAAUGAAUGAGGAUGUUAUGGGCUGGGCUGCCAUGUCGGCACGAUGUGAAGAGAGAGGAUGUUAUGGGCUUGCUUCGCCGUCUUUUGUUGCCAAGCAGCCGUAGCUAGGAUUGCCCUGUCUAAUUUAGGGUCGGUGCAAUCGAGUUCCUUCCGCGUACGAUAUUGGACCAACAUCCGUGUUGUUCCAAAGUGGUCGCUUUCAUUGUACUUAGUAGUAUAUGGACCGAUAAAUUAACCAUUUGCCCAUCUUGUUUAA